This is a messenger RNA of Pyrus x bretschneideri (Chinese white pear), 2039 nucleotides long. RefSeq names its product ubiquitin carboxyl-terminal hydrolase 27-like. Gene Ontology annotation, cellular component: cytosol; nucleus. Gene Ontology annotation, biological process: protein deubiquitination. Bases 422 to 1915 code for a protein of 497 amino acids. NCBI's taxonomy places the organism in Eukaryota, Viridiplantae, Streptophyta, Magnoliopsida, Rosales, Rosaceae. Gene Ontology annotation, molecular function: cysteine-type deubiquitinase activity; cysteine-type endopeptidase activity. The transcript is spliced from 11 exons. The record is from RefSeq and is a predicted model, not a curated record.
UCAAAGGCUCGAAAGUCGGCAUCCUAAACACCUUACACUUAGAGUGGCUGCCAAACACUCAGACUUCUUCUCCCAAGCAGCUGCCUUUGGUACCCGGCCUCCAAAAUCUUGGAAAUAAUUGUUUCCUAAAUGUUAUUUUACAGAAUCAAACUUUCGAUUGAUCCCGGUACUUGGGAUCAUCAUCUACAUCCAGAAAGCCGUAUGCUAUGGAAGAAGCUUGUACAGUUUGGGAAGGGGUUCAAUUCUCAGGCCCCGCUGUUAUCCACUACAUUCCAAUGGGUUUGAGGUUGAAUCAUAUCAUUUAUUUUUUUCAGGAAAUGGUUCAGUUCCAGAGCCAAAGACCGUAGUUCUUGAACGAGGACGCACGUUCACUCACACUAUCAGGCUAACUCAUGUCUUAAAAUAUAAGAGACAACAUCAUAUGUGUUGUUGUUCAUGUGUAUAUGCUCUGGCUAGCUGUUCAUACUUUCAACCGUUUCUCCAGAAUGUCUUAGAGGAAUAUGAGUUCUCAGCAUUUCAGGAUCGGGUUGAUGGCUUUCCUCUUACGAUAGCAUUGUCAGCUUUGUUAGAAGAUCUAAGCGUGGUUGGUGGAGGAAGAGUUGUAUUAAGUCCGCGAAAAUUGAUGCUUGCGAUGGAAGCUUACAUUCAGAAUUUCGAUCUUACAAGCCAGCAGGAUGCAGCAGAAGCAUUUCUUCAUCUUCUGUCCUCUUUAAGAGAAGAAUUUUCAGAUUGUUAUCUUCCAAAUCAAUGUUCUUUAGCAGAACUCCUUGCCUCUAAUUGUAGGAUUAUUACUCCAACGAGAAUGGAGAACCAGAGUGAGCAGGCAAGAUGGCAGCAACACUACCUUGGGCCAUUUGAUGGAAUUCUCGGUAGCAUCCUCACGUGUCGAAGUUGCUCAACACAGAUAUCAUUGAACUUCGAAUCUUUUCACAGCUUGCCUCUUUCACCAGUCCUUAAUGGUGGUGCCACAAUUAUGGUUGGAUGCACCUUAGAGAAUUGCCUGGAGCAGUUCACUGCCGCUGAACAAGUUGAGAAUUAUCACUGUAACCAUUGUUGGCACAUUGCGGCAGUCAAGUAUUUAUUUUCUAUGGGAGUAAAUGAGGAAGAGAUUGAAAAGAUUAAGAGAUGCCCUGAGCAAGAUUCCUGUGACUGUCAAAGACAUAUUCAUCUACAUAAGCUACCUUGGUCAAAUAAAUUUUCAUAUACUCUAAAGCAAAUAAGUAUUGCUCGUUGCCCAAAGAUUCUAUGCGUUCAUCUAAAGCGUGUGUCAAUCAAUAUGUUUGGAGAACUAGUAAAACUUCAGGGCCAUAUUUCUUUUCCGUUGGUUUUGGACCUUUUGAGAUUCACGACGAGUGAUGUGGGAGUAAAGAGUUUGGAAGAAAACAUGAAAAGAGGGGAAGUUCAGCGACAAAAUAGAAACUCAAGAACUUUUCCCAAUCAGUUCAAUAUGCAGUAUGAUCAGAUAAAGCUGAAUCAUAUCUAUGGAUUAACGAGAGGAAGUAUCUACCCAGAAGAAUCAGCUUCAGAUGUAUCUCAAUUCACUGCAAAUGCAAAAGAUGUACCAGCAGAAUCCAGAUUUUCCGAAGCAGCAGGGUUUUCGAAAACCAUGCAUGCAGACAUGAACAUGCCCUCAGAAGAUCAGUUGACUGAGAGUUGCAAAGUGGUUCCUUCAAGUACUUGCCUCUACCGUCUUGUUGCCGUUGUGGAGCACUUUGGAAGAGCUGGAAGUGGGCACUACACCGUUUACAGAAGCGUGAGAGCUGAUUUAUGUGAAGAACCUUGUGACGAGUCUGAGGUCGACGCUGCUGCUUGGUGCUGGUAUUCUGUUUCAGAUUCAGAAGUGUGUAGGGUUUCAGAGGAAGAUGUUCUUGCUGCAGAAGCUAGCUUUCUUUUCUUCGAAAAAUACGAAGGCUGAAGAACGAAGGUUAGUUUUGAAAUUGUCACGAAAGGAAUUGUUGAAAAUGUACAAUACCUGUGAGAUUAAGAAUAGAAAACGAAAAAUCAAUAAUGGUAACGAUAAAAAGCAUAUUGACAUUCUC